AUGAUUGCCAAGGUUCUCAACUCGGUGGAGGAGCCCGUCGUCCUCCAUGAGGAGCUCCAAACCACGUUCAGCGGCGUUGUGCAUUCUAUCUCUACCCCUGAUGCAGCGGUGCACCAGUACCGUGGCAUUAAAUAUGCAUCUAUACCAGCUCGCUUUCGCCAGUCGAGACUGUUCACCACAUACCCACCCCAGACAGAUGCGACUCGUUUUGGCCCCAUAUGCCCUCAGCCAAGAUAUAAAACGGUCGAGGAGGAGCUGUUUGGGAUAGCCGAUGACUCCAUCCCUCAGCAACACCUCAAGCAGAGCGAGGCCGACUGCCUCAACCUCAACAUUACCUGCCCAGCUGACGCCACGCCGGACUCCCAUCUCCCCGUCAUGUUAUGGACCCAUGGGGGCGGAUGCCGCGGUUCAGGCUCUAGCUGGAUCUUCGACGGCGGUUCGCUCGUGCAGAAGAGCAUCCAGAUUGGCAAGCCUGUCAUCGUCGUGACCUUCAAUUAUCGACUUGGUCUACUCGGCUGUGCUGCCAGCCUCGCGUUGCGCGAGGAUAACAGAGUCGCAGGGGAUGACGGUGUCGGUAAUUACGGUCUUCGCGACCAGCGGAGAGCCCAUCAAUGGGUAUACUGUUUCAUCUCCGAAUUUGGCGGUAACCCCCUGAACAUCACCCUUUUCGGUGAGUCUUCAGGCGCCGCCGACAUCCUCUGCCAUCUUCAUUCGGCGGCGAAUGAUACGCACCCGCUAUUCCGACGCGCGAUCAUCCAGAGCGCACAGACUGACUUCGAGGUGCCGAAUCUGCACGCAGCGGGCUCGCAGCUGUCGAAAAUCAUGUCUGCGCUCCGUGUGCAUACGCUAGAAGAAUUGCGGGCCGUCGACCCGGAGAAGCUCGUCUCCCUCAGUACCACGAUGCGUGCGGUGGACGACGGCACGUUCUUCCGCCAGGGCUUCGCAGGCUUCCUCGUGCCGUUGGAGAGCGACGAAUACCAUCAUCUAUCUGAAGAGCAGUUAGCCAGACAUUCUCCGGAACUCAUCCCGCAUUCGAACCCGCUGAAAACUGCCCACCGCCUUCUUCAUCAAUUCUCUCAACCAUAUAAGGAUUCCCGUUCUCGCUCUCACUCGCACCACAGACACCCGCUCCAGCCUAUUAUGAUUGGCGAUUGCGGUGACGAGUCGCUAUUGUGGUCACUCACUGCCUCACUAUGGACUGCGUCUGGCGUUGUGCGACGCGUUCGCGCAGUGUGUCAGUCGCUCACCAAGGCGAAUGCCUUACUCCGCGCCUACGAUAUCAACGCGUACACGCCCGUUGACGAGCUACCCCAGCGGGUGCUCGAGCUCAUCAACGACUCCCGUUUUGCAUGGCCCACCGAGUGCAUUGCUGCCAGCCACAAGCGCGAGCGCGGCGGGCGCGGCGUUUGGCGUUACGUGUUUGACCAGGAAGGACCUGCACGGGGCGUCCCACAUCACGCUGUCGACCUCAUCUACCUCUUCGACAACGUUCCCCUUCCGUCCGUCGUUCCCACCGUGUCUGGCGAUGGGUGCCCAACGGAUUCUGGGCCUGAGUGUUUCUUCUCGUCCGACUCCGAGGCGGAAGACAGCGGUUCGGACUACGCGUACGGCGACUCCAGCGAAAGCGGAUCGAUCGAAGAGUGGGCAAUGCCCGUCGUCGACGACUGGACGUACUCGCGCGUGCGCGAUGCAGUGCAGGAGCGCUGGAUUGCGUUCGCAUACGGGGAGGCGCCGUGGCAGGAGGAGAAAGUUUACGUCUUCGGCCCCGAGGGCGAGAUCGGCGAGCGCUCGCGAAGCAUCUUCGAUGGUCGUCGCAGGACGCAGCUGUGGAGGGACGCCCUAGAGCCCCUUGGUAUGCACCUGGUGCAGAAGCUGGGGACAGAACUCAGCAACGGCCCUCCGUGUCCGGCCAGGAUCUGA
This is a messenger RNA of Sparassis crispa, 1920 nucleotides long. RefSeq names its product carboxylesterase. The record is from RefSeq and is a predicted model, not a curated record. The transcript has 5 exons. The coding region runs from base 1 to 1920 and encodes 639 amino acids. Lineage: Eukaryota; Fungi; Basidiomycota; Agaricomycetes; Polyporales; Sparassidaceae.